This is a messenger RNA of Lampris incognitus (smalleye Pacific opah), 2421 nucleotides long. RefSeq names its product cholecystokinin A receptor (gene cckar). The record is from RefSeq and is a predicted model, not a curated record. NCBI's taxonomy places the organism in Eukaryota, Metazoa, Chordata, Actinopteri, Lampriformes, Lampridae. Gene Ontology annotation, biological process: neuropeptide signaling pathway. Bases 204 to 1571 code for a protein of 455 amino acids. Gene Ontology annotation, molecular function: gastrin receptor activity; neuropeptide receptor activity. The transcript has 5 exons. Gene Ontology annotation, cellular component: membrane.
GGGAGACUGGACGUCAUUAUGAACCCGUCCAACGCCGUUCCACGAUUCCUCUGUCUGGGGGAACACUAAUUCCGUUUCACUUUCAACGCCCUAUUUCUUUUAUUUUUUUCCUCCAUUUCUUUCUUUUCUUUUUUUCUUCUUUUUUUCUAAGGGACGUCUUGAUUCCUGCACAUGAGGCUUCGCGGCGCUCGCACGACGAAGCCAUGGAGACGGUCACACUGCAAGACGUGCUCAUGAAUUCGACAGAUCUCGACAAGAUUUUGUGCAACUUCGGGAUCAAGAAUGUCUCCGAGUGCAAACCUAGACAAGAGGCUGCAGCCGAGCCAAAAGACAUCGACCAGUCAGUGCGGAUAUUCCUCUACAGCCUCAUCUUCCUCCUCAGCUUGCUGGGCAACAGCCUCAUCAUCGUCGUCCUGGUGAGGAACCGGCGCAUGAGGACCGUCACCAACCUGUUCCUGCUGUCUCUGGCCGUCAGCGACCUGAUGGUCUCUCUGGUCUGCAUCCCCUUCACCCUCAUCCCAAACCUCAUGAGGGACUUCAUCUUCGGCACCUGCAUGUGCAAGCUGGUCAUGUACUUCAUGGGUGUCUCGGUGAGCGUCUCAACCUUCAGCCUGGUGGCCAUCUCGCUGGAGCGCUACAGUGCCAUCUGCAACCCGCUGACCUCCAUGACGUGGCAGACCAAGUCGCACGCCGCCAAGGUCAUCUCGGCCACGUGGGCGGCGUCCUUCAUACUGAUGCUGCCUUACCCCAUCUCGAGCACACUGAAGCCCUUCACACGCCUCGACAACAGCACCGGACACAUGUGCCGCCUGGUCUGGUCCAAUGACGUCAUCCAGCAGUCCUGGUACGUGUCCCUACUGCUGCUGCUCUUUCUGAUUCCUGGAAUCGUCAUGAUGACGGCGUACGGACUCAUCACCGUGGAGCUGUACCGCGGCAUCAAGUUUGAGCUGAUCAGUCAGAAAUCCAGCAGAGAGAGGCAGUCCAGCACUGGGAGCAUCAAGCCGGGUGACAGUGACGGCUGUUACCUGCAGCCCUCCAAAAGGAAGAGCCUGACCACGUGGGGCAGUAGCGGUGGCACGGGCCGUGCCGCAAAGCCUGUGCUGACCCGCGUCUGCAGCAGCAACCCGACGGGGAACCUGAUGGCCAAGAAACGCGUGAUCCGCAUGCUCCUGGUUAUUGUCUUCCUCUUUUUCCUCUGUUGGACUCCUGUAUUCGUGGUAAACGCAUGGCAGGCUUUUGACCGCCGCUCUGCCUACCGCCUGACGGGGGCGCCCAUCUCCUUUAUCCACCUGCUGUCCUACACCUCGGCCUGCGUCAACCCCAUCAUCUACUGCUUCAUGAACAGGCGCUUCCGUCAGGGCAUGCUGGCCACGUUCAGCUGCUGCAGCUGCCUGAGGGAAGGCCGAGCAGAUGCAGGCGCCGGCGCCGGCUUGGGGAGGUUAGCCGGAAGUGGGACGGCCAGAGGCGGAGGAACAGGGACAGUCAGAGGGAGGAUGAGUGCUGAGGAGAAUGGCUACGUUCCUUCAAGCGGCGCUGCCAUACCCGUAUCCUACAGCAGUGUCCAUACCUAGACUCGGAUCAAGCUAACGUGGAAUGGAUGGAGAAAAUUGCAACGACCAUCGUAAAGACUUAAGGAGGAUCUGUGGUGUGCUUUGCGAUCCUGAUUUUAUGUAAGGCCCUUAAAGCGCUAUACGCAACUGGUGAAUGGCCAAAUUGCUGCCUUAGCCUGGAGUGUGACAUGAUAUCCUCUGUGCUGCAGAGGUGGUGUACAUUCAGUAAUUUUACAGACCACCAACCUUCAACAGAUCAGCACAGUCAUGUUUUAUGCAGCCUCUCUUUUGCUUUCCUAGAGUUUAUGGCAUCUAUUUCCGUCCAGUCCUCCCAAGCGACCAGACUGAAACUGACAAAGGUCAAAAGACCACAUGGAGCCUUGUCGGAUCUCAAGUCUGAUUUAGUGUAAAUUGUUUAUGAAGCAGAAUAGCUGUAAAUUCUUCACCCGCUCUUGCAAGACACGUUCCAGUUAAUCUACUAUGUACUCUCUGCGCACAAAAACUGAAAUUGCACUUAUAAGUGUGUAUGCUAACCUGAGUCAAAAUAGCACGUGCUGAUAAUCCAGCAGUUGUUUUAAUCUAUAUUAAGGAGCAGGUGAGGUGGCUGUUGCCACACUGGACACUACGGCAGGGGAGAUGUUCAGACGAUGUGAAGAAUGAUAGUCUUUAUUUAAAGACUGGUAACUUGGUUGGAUUGUUUUAUGUGAAGGGAUCACAGCAUCUGCACGGCACUUUCACUUGGCACUGCAAAAAAAAAAAAAAAAAAAAGAUUAAAAAACAAAGUGCUAAAGAUGCCUCGUAAAACCUACCCCACCAAAUCAACCAAACCUCUUUCAAGAGUCCACGGCAGAUAUUAUACUCACAGGUGUAA